UAAGGGUUUCAGUUCAGUUAAAAUCGGUCACGUCAGCAACACAUGCAGCAGACGUAAUAAAAUACUCCUAACAGCGCCUAAGUCAGCAGUGCGGAGUGGAACGUGGGACGCGACAGUUACAUUGCUAUAUUGCAAUAGAAGAUCCGAGAAUGAACAUUACGAUCUACGUACUGCUCUUAGCAGUUGCUGCAGCAUCAUCUGUUUAUGGACAAAGUCCUGGAAUGACCCAGACAACUGAAGGACAAAAUGACACGUCAUGCGUUCGAGGCACGUGUAGCUGUUGCGAAAGCUGUUUAACAUGGAACAUUGUGGAGCAAUUGUUCACAGAAAAAUCGAAACGAGUAGAAAUGGAGAACACAAUUAAAGAGAUGAAAUCAGCUAUUUCGGCGCUAGAAACCCAGAUGUCAACAGAAAAAAAGUUCAGAUGUGAAGCAGGACAACUGGGAAAACACGCAAACCAUGCUCCAAGUUGGCCAUUAAUUCAAACGGUUACCUUUAAAAUAGCAUUUCAAGAAAAGCCUACUGUAACCUAUGGUCUGUAUUUACUCGAUGCCACCUACACAGCAAAUGUCCGUGUUGUCACGGAAGUGAAAAACGUCACCAAUGCUGGAUUUCAGGUAGUACUGAAGACCUGGGCGGACUCAACGAUGUUCGGUGCCAGAGUCAGCUGGAUGGCGUGUGGGAGAUAGACAGAGUCAGUUGUAUGACGUGUGGAAGAUUGAUAAACGUAUCAGAAAAAAGCAUUGUAACAUGUCAUGUACACAUGUACUAAAAUAAAAGUACGUUAUGUUCUUUUCA
Ostrea edulis (European flat oyster) is the source of this 798-nucleotide messenger RNA. RefSeq lists its product as uncharacterized. The coding region runs from base 150 to 689 and encodes 179 amino acids. Gene Ontology annotation, cellular component: cell surface; protein complex involved in cell adhesion; phagocytic vesicle. NCBI's taxonomy places the organism in Eukaryota, Metazoa, Mollusca, Bivalvia, Ostreida, Ostreidae. Gene Ontology annotation, molecular function: oligosaccharide binding; polysaccharide binding; N-acetylgalactosamine binding. The transcript has 5 exons. Gene Ontology annotation, biological process: cell-cell adhesion. The record is from RefSeq and is a predicted model, not a curated record.